Vespa velutina is the source of this 1218-nucleotide messenger RNA. RefSeq lists its product as uncharacterized. The record is from RefSeq and is a predicted model, not a curated record. Gene Ontology annotation, biological process: positive regulation of DNA-templated transcription; double-strand break repair via homologous recombination. The transcript has 3 exons. Gene Ontology annotation, cellular component: Swi5-Sfr1 complex. The coding region runs from base 182 to 730 and encodes 182 amino acids. NCBI's taxonomy places the organism in Eukaryota, Metazoa, Arthropoda, Insecta, Hymenoptera, Vespidae.
AUCGUGAUUUCUUUCUACUUAAUGAACGCAUGAUUUCAGAGAAACAAGUAUGUUUUUUAGGAUGUGUAAUUUAGAAUGAAUUUCAUAUGACAUUGAUUUAUUUAUUUGAUGUUGAUUGAAUAAGUAUUAAUUUUUAAUAAAUUGUGUGUUAUGUAAACAAUAACAAAUUUAUUAUUACAAAAUGUGUGAAAAAACCAUAACUUCAGCACAUAUGAAACUGAAAAAUAGUCCAACAGUAAACAAACCGUUUCGUUCAUUAUUUAACACUUCUGAUGUGACUCUCAAACGUAAAUCUAAUGUUAAAAGUUUAGAACAAGUAAACAUUAAAUCGCAAGUGGAAAAUACUAAACGAAAAUUGUCUCAAGAAUCAAUUGCUAUGAAAAAGAUACGAUUUGAUCUCGAAAAUGAUAUGGAAAACGUGGGAAUUGAUGAGAGUAUGAACGUAUUUCCAAAUGAUUUAGAAGAAUUAGAAAAGAGAAUAUUAAAGAAACAGAAAGAAAUCGAGAUUUUGAAAAACGAAAUUUCAUAUUGUAAAAAGAACAAUUCUGAUGAUUUGGAAGCUGAUAUUAAAAGGUGGAGACAUGCUUGCCAAGAUGCUUUGGAAAGAUUGCAGAAAGAUUUAGAAAAUAAACGAGGACAGGUAAUGACUAUGGAAGAAAUAUUAUCAUCAUUGGGUAUACCUAAAUCUUUAGUAUAUUAUUCUACCGAGAAUGACACAUUUAUUAAAUAAUGAAAUAUUUCAUAUUUUUGGUUAUUUUUCUAAUUUGAUAGUACCUUAUAUACAACAUGAAAAUUACUAUUUUGUUCUUAACAAAAUCUAAAGAAUAUAUCCAUAAUUUUACAUUAAUAUUUAUGUGGUCUCAAUGGACGAUUGGGAUCGAAUAAUGGUGGGUCAUUUACAUAUUUUGGAUCUUUUGUAAAAUGUCCCAUUAAACCUUAAAAAAUAUUAUUUCAUAUUAUAUUAUAUCUAUGAGAGAAAUGAUUAGUUAUCAAUAUUUUGGUUCUUAACAAAUAGCUAAUAAUAUUAAAUUUUACCAGCAUGUUGCGCUUUUAAGAUCUCCUUUUCAACUUGUUCUUGUUUAUUUUUGCAUAAACCUGUUAUAUGCCUUCCAUAAAUCUGUCCUGUGUAUCUACUUUGAAAUUGUGAUAGUAAUCGUACAUUUUUAAAAUCUGGCUGUAUGUUUAAUUUGCAUAAUAAACAUUGUUGUUUUUCUUUCA